UGGAAAAUCAAUAAUUUUCCCCUAUGAAACCGUGAAGCAGGAACCUACGAACACACUUGUCAAAAUCAGCCAACUAUUGCUGGUCGUGAAUAGUAUUUCCCUUUUGUUUUGAAUUGUUUUUAAAUACUUACCUGAAACACAUUUUUGAGAAUGUUAAAGUCGGAAUUCCAGCACCAAUUUUGGGUAACCAAGAAAGCAGUUCAAAGAAAGUUAGGAACAAAAGAAGAUGAGAACAUUGUUGCAUCUGACGGUGAAUUGGAUUCGAAAAUCGAACUCUUCCAGUCUGUAACGGAGACGAGCCGACAAUUGUAUCGAAUAAUUGACCAGUAUCAGGAACGUGUAUGUAUUCUGGCUCAGGAGGAAAAUUCUUUUGGAAAGUUCUUGCGUGAAGUUAGCAAAGAGAAUCCGACAACUGGAAAAUUAUUGUCGAAUACGGGAAAAGCUAUUUCCUAUUGCGGACAGCAGCGUAUUACGGUUCGGGUGCCUUUAUUGCGACUUCAUCAUGAUGUGCAUACGUUCAAAGGUAGGGCUAUCGCGGACACUCAGAACACAAUUCAAUUGAUGGAAAAAGAGCGAACAGAGUACAGGGCGGCUCUCAGCUGGAUGAAGUCAGUUAGCAUUCAGCUGGACCCCGAUACCGGUCGAGGAUUGGAUAAAUUUCGGAAGGCCCAGCGGCAUGUAAAAACAGCCAAAACAAAGUUCGAUAAGUAUACGUUGGAUUGUUUGGAGAAGAUUGACUUGUUGGCAGCAGCUCGCUGCAAUAUGUUUUCGCAUUCACUGGUUGGUUAUCAAAAUGCAUUGUUACUGUUCGCGAAAAAGAGUAAUGAAACAUACAAAACAACUUUAAAAAGUCUCUCGAAGGAUCCUCACUAUAAUUUUUCUAUUCUGAGGGAACUGACGCAAGCUAAUCCGAACGUCAAAGACCAGGAAGAUGAAGAUAAGGCCGAUAAACCAGCGGACAACGACCAGAUGUUGUUUUUUCAGGACGAUUACAAAGAUGAUACCACAACUGCGAAACAGCCGGCCGUACAAGAGACAAACCCCAAAACAGGAGACGACUACACUAAGAUUCCUUCCGAGCUAGAUUUAUUAGCUGGAGUCUCUGAACUAAAUCUUCAUGCGAAGCCGGAAGUUGUUCCUAACACCACGGAUUUGUUGGACUUAACCAUGGGGGAAGAGUUCUCGGACUUCCUUUCUGCACCAGCUCCUUUUAUGCCAUCAACAUUGCUUGCUUGUUCGGAGUCGAUGCAACUAGCCUUGAACGAAUUAUCCAGUUCACCCCCGAGCGAAAAACAAACCGAGAAAGGAUCAAAUGACAUUUUUGGAAGCUUUUUACAAAGUUUAUCGAAGAAUUCGCAAUCAUCUACAUCCUCGCCGGGUAACAGAGCUGAUAAUGACAAGCGCUUGCAAAAAGAUGCCAAACCUGGCAAGGAUCUCUCGGGAUGGUAUCAGCUUUUCGCCGAACUUGAUCCGCUUUCAAACCCGGACGCUAUUCCAUCCAAAACUGACGCACCAACCAAUAGUUCACAAGCCUAAGUUUAACCGCUAAACGGGAACAUUUCUUGAGGGCAAGAAAUCGAUCACUAACCGAUGUUUUUUUGCAUUCCAAGACUUUUCCAUUAUAUCUAGUCAACUGCUUCUACGCUCUUUGAAUAUGUAUGUUAUGUGCUAUGGAAAGAUUAAUAAAUGCGAAUGUGCACCA
Molecule: messenger RNA, 1702 nt
Organism: Wyeomyia smithii (pitcher-plant mosquito)
Lineage: Eukaryota; Metazoa; Arthropoda; Insecta; Diptera; Culicidae
Gene: ICA69
Product: islet cell autoantigen 1
Exons: 4
Coding region: 151-1536 (461 amino acids)
Biological process (GO): regulation of transport
Cellular component (GO): Golgi apparatus
Molecular function (GO): protein domain specific binding
Source: RefSeq, a predicted model, not a curated record